UGCAAUAUUCAUUUCUUGUGAACGCUUCAAAACAAACAGUCCAGUACCUCCUUUAUAACCCUUCAGUUAAUUCUAAUAUCUGAUUGUGCAAUUUCCUUCUAUUAGGCUCCAUAUAAAUGUCCUCUAAAAUGUUGGAUUACCUUUCAUUGGCUUUUGUUGUUGCUGUAAAAGUAUUUAAAAAAACUACUCCAAAUGGAAAAGUCACUGUUUACCUUGGCAAACGCGACUUCAUUGAUCAUAUGGAUUACUGCGAUCCCGUCGAUGGAGUUGUGGUGGUCGAUACCGAAUAUCUAAAAGGAAGAAAAGUUUAUAGUCAGCUGGUGACAACCUACCGCUAUGGUCGGGAAGAGGAUGAAGUGAUGGGAGUGAAAUUUUCUAAGGAAAUGGUCAUCGGACAAGACCAAGUCGUGCCUAUGGUGAAUGCUAAAAUGGAAUUGACUCCAGUCCAGGAAAAAUUACUAAAGAAGCUCGGUCCCAAUGCUUACCCUUUUACAUUCAGCUUUCCGGAAAUGGCACCCAGCUCGGUAACACUGCAACCUGCUGAAGAAGAUCAAGGUAAACCAAUGGGUGUCGAAUACUGCGUAAGGACUUACGUUGCUGAACAGGAAGACCAAAAAAGCCACAAAAGAAGCUCUGUUACACUGGCUAUUAAAAAGCUACAACACGCCCCGAUAUCUCGCGGACGUCGCCUCCCAAGUUCUCUUGUGAGCAAAGGAUUUACUUUCAGCAACGGAAAGAUCACUCUUGAAGUGACCCUCGACAGGGAAAUUUACUACCACGGGGAGAAACUUGCUGCUAAUGUUAUAAUUUCAAACAACUCCAGAAAAUCUGUCCGAAGCAUCCGUUGUAUUGUUGUACAGCAUGUCGAGAUAACUAUGAUCAACUCACAAUUCAGCCGUCAUGUUGCUUCCUUGGAGAGUCGUGAAGGAUGCCCAGUUACACCUGGGGCUAGCUUAUCCAAAACCUUCUACUUGGUUCCUUUGGCACGCAAUAGCAAGGAUGUGCGCGGUGUGGCAUUGGACGGUCAUCUGAAGGAAGACGACGUAAAUCUGGCUAGUUCCACUCUGGUUGCCGAGGGAAAAUGUCCGUCUGACGCCAUUGGUAUCGUUGUGUCCUACACAGUGCGAGUCAAGUUGAAUUGCGGAACCCUUGGAGGAGAGCUUGUUACUGACGUGCCUUUCAAACUGUUGCACCCUGCUGAAGGCACUGUUGAGCGACAGCGUUUUAACGCAAUGAAGAAGAUGCAGUCCAUUGAAAGACAUCGCUACGAAAACACACUUUAUACCAACGAAGAAGAAGAUAACAUUGUUUUCGAAGACUUUGCGCGUCUUAGAAUGAACGAGCCCGAAUAAAAAAAGGAUGAUAAAUUAACAAAAAAAUAGUAAAAGCAAAAAAAAAUAAAAAAAAAUAUGUAAUCGAGCAAGGUGAUAAAACUGAUUCAUUUCAUCGAUACAUCCUGUUUCAUUCACAUAUUUAACACCAAUAUGAAUCAUUGUAGAAUAGAUAUUUUAAAUUGAUAAACCCUAAAGAUGUUUUAAAGUAUAAUAAUGUUAUCAAUUAAAUUAUUAUAUGUAACCAAAAUAUUUUUAUAUUAGCAUAUCAUUAUAUAGUAAUUUAAUUUGGCUUACCUUUCCAAAAUGUUAUCCUAAUAAAUAACCAUCACCAGAAAAA
Messenger RNA from Manduca sexta (tobacco hornworm), 1671 nucleotides. RefSeq names its product arrestin homolog (gene Arr2). The record is from RefSeq and is a predicted model, not a curated record. Gene Ontology annotation, cellular component: cytoplasm. Gene Ontology annotation, biological process: G protein-coupled receptor internalization; signal transduction. Gene Ontology annotation, molecular function: G protein-coupled receptor binding. The transcript has 6 exons. NCBI's taxonomy places the organism in Eukaryota, Metazoa, Arthropoda, Insecta, Lepidoptera, Sphingidae. Bases 117 to 1352 code for a protein of 411 amino acids.